GCGCGUCCGCUGCCUAUAGGCUGCACAUAAAUGCACGUGUCCGGCACAUCACUGGCAGCAUACGCUGAUGGUUUGGAAAUACUGUAACACUUUCUUUUGAAGCGAUUAGGUUUUAGUUUGGUCUCCGCGCUCUUGUUCUUUUGGAAGAGCGUUUGGUUUCACUGACAGCGUUCUCACGAUGAUUCAGCUGCAUCGCCGCCGGAGAAAAGAGGCGCUGGUUUGGCUGUUGCCGGGUCUGCUUGGAGUCUGCAUGUCAUUUGGCGCAAGCAAAGCUGAUGAUGAAGAUUAUGAGGAUGUCCCCAUCAAUAAAACUUGGGUUUUAUCACCCAAGGUCUACAAAAGCGACGUCACCCUUAUCCUAAAUACAUUACUGCAGGGUUAUGACAACAAACUGAGACCAGAUAUCGGAGUGAGACCUACUGUGAUUGAGACGGCUGUAUAUGUGAACAGUAUUGGUCCUGUCGAUCCCAUCAAUAUGGAGUACACCAUAGACAUCUUUUUUGCUCAGACAUGGUACGACAGCAGACUCAAAUUCAACAGCUCAAUGAAACUCCUCAUGCUCAACAGCAACAUGGUGGGAAAAAUUUGGAUCCCGGACACAUUUUUCCGCAACUCUCGCAAAUCCGACGCCCACUGGAUCACGACACCCAAUCGGCUUCUGCGUCUCUGGAGCAACGGAAGAGUGAUGUAUACGCUGAGGUUGACUAUUAAUGCGGAAUGCUACCUUAGGCUGCAUAACUUUCCCAUGGACAAACAUUCGUGCCCACUGGCGUUUUCAAGCUAUGGGUAUCCAAAGAAUGAGAUCCAGUAUAGAUGGCAGCGUCGUUCCGUUGAGGUCGCAGACCAACGGUACUGGCGACUUUACCAAUUCGCCUUUGUGGGCCUCCGGAACACUUCUGGCAUGGCACACACUCAGUCUGGGGAAUAUGUGGUUAUGACCAUUUCCUUUGACCUGAGCAGGAGAAUGGGCUACUUCACCAUCCAGACAUACAUCCCCUGCAGUAUGAUCGUAGUUCUGUCCUGGGUCUCUUUCUGGAUCAACAAGGAUGCUGUUCCAGCCAGAACAUCAUUAGGGAUCACAACUGUGCUUACCAUGACAACGCUGAGCACCAUAUCGAGGAAGUCCUUGCCAAAGGUGUCUUAUGUGACUGCCAUGGAUUUGUUCGUGUCGGUCUGCUUCAUCUUCACCUUCGCUGCUCUUAUGGAGUAUGGGACUCUGCACUACUUCACAAGCAAUCGGCAAAGCAAAAAGACCAAGUCGAGCCACGCACAGAAACCCAGCACGGUUAACAUCAGACCCGGGACAUCCUUGCUUCAGAUCAACAACAUUGCUCCUUACCACGAGGACGAUGAUUACGCCUAUGAAUGUUUGGACGGAAAAGACUGCACCAGUUUCUUCUGCUGUUUCGACGAUUGUCGCACGGGAGCCUGGCGUGAAAACAGAAUGCACGUUCACGUGUCCAAAAUCGACACUUAUUCCCGAAUAUUCUUCCCUACCGCCUUUGGCCUAUUCAACCUCGUCUACUGGAUUGGGUAUCUGUAUCUUAAAGAUAUUGGGCAAUAAGAGAGGAACUCGGUUCCAGUACUAAAUUUUGCAAAUCAUUUGUAAAUUUUCCACCAGCUCAAUCCGACAGCGUAAGUCAAUGAGAGAGGGGGAUGCAAUGUUAAGAGGUAUUGAUGUGUCUUUUAUUGUGUAUGGGAUCUGGAUUGGAACAGUAUUUGAAUUGCCAAGUGAACAUUCCCAGCAAUAUCAGUUUUAAAACAAGGAAACGCUAAACAAUAUGAUGGGCCAUUUUCAGACUUCUACAUACGGUGCAGUUCACAUACAUAGUCCAUACGCUUAAUUGAAAAUUUUAUUUAUAGCAGCAGUUUAGUGUUGCUUGCUAAGAUCAGUGCUUAGAAUCGUUUUUUUCUAAUGGAAAUAAAAUGAUUUUUGCAAAGAAAAACAUGAUGGUAGCAUGAGGACAAACCUACGAUAAUAACAUUGACCUUACUUGUGUUCAGUUCAAAACCACACAAACCGAAGGAUGCGUCUGGAUGUUACAUGAAUAGACUUGCGCUCAAGAAAUACCCAGAAGCCAUUUACUUGGAAUUAGCCACUAAUGAUACUGUGAAAAUAUUCUUGACUUGAAAUCUGCAAUAGCUCACACAAAGAAAUGUCCGACAUAAAAGGGCUCCAAAUGAGCAUGUGUACAUUUUUAUAUAUGGAAAAAUAAGGAUAGAAUAGCCUUUACCAUUCACAACUGUUUAGUGCGAGUAGCCUCCUCAUUACAUGCCUCUAUAUUCCAGACAGCAUUUUAUCUCUCUUCGCAAAUGGUUAGAUUUCUGCGAGCUUCACGUUAGUGUAAUUGCAUGACUCAUCUUAGCUCCCAAGGCUAAUCGAUCCUUGUAUGGAAGCCGGGCAGAAAAUCAGGUUGUAGAAGGUAGAAGCUCUGUACACAGAUCCACCACCCACAGUAUAUAAAGAAACAUAACAUGCAUUUGACCAUAUAAUCUUCUUCAGCAUAGAUGCCUUCUCUACAGCACAGCACUAAUUUAAAUUCAAGAGGCAAUUUGUUCUGCGUGUUUAGAAUUACUUGAAUAAUCUGACAUGAAAGCCCUGGCGCAUGCACAGAUGAAUAGUAAACCGUAGUUGACGCGUGCGCGAGGGAAGGUGAGAUGUCUGGACCCGGCUCUCCAAACAUCAUUGCACAAAAUAUACAAGUGUUUUCUCCUGUUGAGCUUUCAGCUGUCGCUUGUUUGUUUCAUUUAAACGCUUACAUGUGGUGUGUCUUUUGCUGGAUGUUAUAUUGGGCCUACUUGCCCUGCUCUGUUGUGGUACUGUUCAUAACUCUGUGUUGUCCCCUGUUGCUAAUUUAUCAAAAUACGGUUGUCUUUCUUCUAAAAGCUUCAUAGCUCAUGUAAGAAAAGCCAUUAAUAGCUGAAACAAUAAAAAUUGAGAAAUCUAUUUAUAUUUUUGUACAUAAAUAGAUUGCUACAACAAGAAUAUGUAUGAAACACCAUAGGUUUCCGACUGUUAUUUUUUUUUCAGGAACACAAAGCAGUGACCAUCGCUUGAGCAUGUGCGUCUGUGAGUGUAUUUUCGAAGCAGCAUAUUUCUAUAUGCAUCUCUGUAUGUAUAUACGCCAUAAACACAUCUCUGUCUGCUUUGCAUUGUAAUAGCUUUAUGUUGUGGUGUUAUUGCCAUGUCUUGCGUCACUGCUUACAAUCAUGACUUCAUGUG
Messenger RNA from Triplophysa dalaica, 3223 nucleotides. It is a transcript of the gene gabrg1, whose product is annotated as gamma-aminobutyric acid type A receptor subunit gamma1. Gene Ontology annotation, molecular function: transmitter-gated monoatomic ion channel activity involved in regulation of postsynaptic membrane potential; GABA-gated chloride ion channel activity; GABA-A receptor activity. The transcript has 9 exons. Gene Ontology annotation, biological process: synaptic transmission, GABAergic; monoatomic ion transmembrane transport; signal transduction. Lineage: Eukaryota; Metazoa; Chordata; Actinopteri; Cypriniformes; Nemacheilidae. Gene Ontology annotation, cellular component: neuron projection; dendrite membrane; synapse. The record is from RefSeq and is a predicted model, not a curated record. Bases 179 to 1564 code for a protein of 461 amino acids.